This is a messenger RNA of Carlito syrichta (Philippine tarsier), 411 nucleotides long. Its product is annotated as protein KIAA0556-like. The transcript is spliced from 3 exons. NCBI's taxonomy places the organism in Eukaryota, Metazoa, Chordata, Mammalia, Primates, Tarsiidae. The record is from RefSeq and is a predicted model, not a curated record. The annotation marks the transcript as partial.
CCCGCCAGGCGCCUCUGUUUCCAAAUACGCCUGCUGUAAUCCGUCCUGUUAUCUGACAGGUGAACCGGGUCUAUGUGAUUUUUGAUCUGCCGACCACCGUGUCAAUGAUCAAGCUGUGGAAUUAUGCGAAAACACCCCAUCGAGGGGUGAAGGAGUUUGGCCUCCUGGUGGACGACCUGCUGGUGUACAACGGGAUCCUGGCCAUGGCGAGCCGCCUGGCGGGGGGCAUCCUGCCCACGUGCGAGCCCACCGCGUCCCCCCACACCAUCGUCUUCACCGGGGACACGGACGGCUGUUGCCAGGAGAAGCACGCCACCGCCAGGCAGCAGAUGGAGGGCCAGGACGUCCAGAUGACAGACGAGAACCGGGUCAUCGCCAGCUCGAAGUGGAAGCCGAGUGCCGUGGACCCCG